AUCACAAGUUGAGACCAAUGAAGGCAACACGGAGUGAUGAUCCAGCUGCCUCACCGAGGACAUGGGCUCAAGUGACGGUCAACACUGAAACACCACCUCGGGGGUGGGGGGCCCUCAAAGUACGCUGGAACUUUCCUCCCCCGCCUCAAUGUGAGCCAUGUCCAAGAGCCUGAAGAGGAAGAAGAACCACUGGAGCGACAAAGUCCAUGAGAGCGUUCUUGGCCGGAGCGCGGAGGGGGAGCUGCUGACUCCGGAGCUGAGGGGCGGCGCGGAGCAUGGACAGUUCCCGCUUGUGGGCGAGCUUCCCCCCGGUGGCGCUCCAUGCCUCAGCGGCAGCUUCCUCCUGCAGGGCGAGCUACUGCUGGAAGUGAACGACACCCCGGUGGCAGGACUCACCAGCCGGGACGUGCAGGCGGUGGUGAAGCACAGCAAGGAGCCGGUGAGACUCAAGUGUGUCAAACAAGGAGGCGUGAUCAACAAGGACCUGUGCCGCUACCUCAGCCUGCGCUUCCAGAAGGGCUCGGUGGACCACGAGCUGCAGCAGAUCAUUCGGGACAACCUCUACCUGCGCACCGUCCCCUGCACGACCAGGCAGCCCAAGGAAGGAGAGGUCCCGGGAGUGGAUUAUAAUUUUGUGACCGUUGAGCGGUUUCUGGAAUUGGAAAAAAGCGGCGCCUUGCUUGAGAGCGGAACCUAUGAAGAUAACUUUUAUGGCACCCCCAAGCCCCCCGCCGAGCCCAGCGCUCCGCCACUAAAUGUAACAGACCAGCUGCUGCCGGGCGCCAGACCCAGCUCCGAGGGCAAGCGCAAGCGGAACAAGUCGGUCAGCGACAUGGAGAAAGCCAGCAUCGAGCCGCCAGAGGACGAGGAGGAGGAGAGGCCCGUCGUCAACGGCAACAGCAUCACCCUCACCCCAGAGUCAAGCGAACAUGAGGACAAGAGCACUUUGGGGGAUGCUUUGCCCCCGCCGGGCAACAUGGCCGACGUCCCCACCGAGGCGCCCAAUGACCCGACACAGUCCCCGAAAAUACUCCCCAAUUUGGAGGCCAAUGACGAGUUGGGGCCGCUGCCGGACAACUGGGAGAUGGCGUACACGGAGAAAGGAGAAGUCUACUUCAUAGACCACAACACCAAGACCACGUCGUGGUUGGACCCGAGGCUCGCCAAGAAGGCCAAGCCGCCCGAGGAGUGCAAAGAGGAUGAGCUUCCAUAUGGCUGGGAGAAAAUUGAGGACCCAAUCUACGGCAGCUACUAUGUGGACCAUAUAAAUAGAAGGACCCAGUUUGAGAACCCGGUUCUGGAGGCCAAGAGGAGACUCCAGCAGCAGCAGCAGAUGCAAAGCCAGGGUCUGUCCUCGCUUCCGCUUCCUGCCAUCUACAGAGUAGAAGAUGCCAGCCCCUGUGCCACCCUCCCCAGAUCCUACCCACCGCAGGUGGGCCCGGCAUCGGCGCCGGAGCGGAGCCACAGCCUGGGCGACCUCUCCUCCUCCCGCUCGCCGCCCGUCCUACGGCGGGCGGCCUCGCCGUUCGCCUCCGCCGACAUCUCCCCGCUGCGGCACGUCCUCACCCGCCGGAUGAACAUGAGCCCCCGGAGGCCGCCGCUUCCUCAUCUCCGCACUGCCCGUAGCCCCUCCCCGCUAUGGCGUUGUGUCAAGAAGCCGUUGUUCACGCGCGACCCCACCCAGCUGAAAGGCAGCUUCCUGUCCACGGCGCUCCAGAAGAGCAACAUGGGCUUCGGCUUCACCAUCAUCGGAGGCGACGAGCCCGACGAGUUCCUCCAGGUGAAGAGUGUCAUCCCGGACGGGCCGGCCGCCGCUGACGCAAAGAUGGCCACAGGCGACGUCAUCGUCUACAUCAAUGACGUCUGCGUCCUGGGUACCACCCACGCCGACGUGGUCAAACUGUUCCAGUCGGUGCCAAUUGGGCAAAGCGUGACGUUGGUUCUGUGCCGAGGGUACCCGCUGCCGUACGAGGCCGAGGAGAACAGCAGCAACAACACCGCCAUCAUCUCCCCGCUGGGCAUCAUGGAGCAGCGCCCCAUCGUGGUCAACGGUCGCUCCGGAUACGACAACUACCUGGACUACAUUUCCCGCACGGCCCGCUUCGUUCCGGACCCCAGCCAGGACCACGCCCAGCAGCAGCAGCUCCUCCCCCCUCACCCGGGCGACACCCACUUGGACGGCUCGCUCGCCUCCGCCGCCACGCCUCCCGACAGCGUCUCCGUGUCGUCGGGGGCGACGCAAGGCGAGCUGCUGACGCUCACCAUGGUGAAGGGCGCCGACGGGUUCGGCUUCACAAUUGCCGACAGCGCCGCGGGCCAGCGGGUCAAGCAGGUUCUGGAGCCGCAAGGCUGCCCCGGGUUGAGCGAGGGAGACCUGAUUGUGGAGAUCAACAAGCAGGCGGUGCACGGAUUCACGCAUGCGCAGGUCGUGGAGAUGCUCAAGGAGUGUGCGGUCGGCGCCGACACCUGUCUGCUGGUCCAGAGAGGGGCAGCAGGUCAUUAUUCCCCGUGGAAGAGCAGCAAGCAGGUGUCGGAGCCGUGGGAGACCCCGCCGGGGCUCAGCGGUCCCUCUCAGACCAGCCUGUCAGGCCCCCUUAUGCCCCACGGCGCCCCCAACCACCACCCCCUCCACAGAGCCUCGGUGCCUUCGGACUCUGCCUGUGAGGCUGUGUCCAAACAAGCAGAACCUUUAGUCCUGUAUGAAAAGUCCAGGGCGGACUAUGAGAAACCAGCCGGCCCGCCGAGGACAACCUUCCCCGCCGACUCCUCCUCCCCCUCAGGGACCGAGUACCAGGACAUGGAGGUCCACCUGCGCAGGCAGAAGUCCGGCUUCGGGUUCAGGGUCCUGGGCGGGGACGAGGCGGGGCAGUCAGUGAGUCCGGAGACACGUGAGAAGCAGAUCUUAAUUGGCGCCAUCAUCGAGAAGAGCCCGGCGGACCUGGACGGACGCCUGCGGCCCGGCGACGAGCUCCUCUUUGUAGACGGCAUUCCUGUGGUGGGGAAGCCCCAUCGCUACGUCAUCGACCUGAUGCACGGGGCGGCGCGGAACGGCCAAGUCAAUCUUGUCAUCAGGAGGAGGGCGCAGGCUGCAGGCGACUCGUGUCAGGAGAACGGUCGCCAUUCGGGCUCGGUGUCCACGCAGCACAGCUCGCCGCGUAGCGACUUCACGUACGCCAACAGUACCGGGACCACCCGGGCAGGGGGCGCCGCUGCGGCCUCCGACACAAACACGCAACCGAGCGACGUCCUCAUCCACCGGAAGGAGAGCGAAGGCUUCGGAUUUGUCAUCAUCAGCUCCCUCAACCGACCCGAGGCGCCCGCCGCCAACCCUGUGCCUCACAAGAUCGGACGAAUCAUCGAGGGCAGCCCGGCCGACCGCUGCGGGAAGCUGAAGGUGGGAGAUCGCAUCCUGGCCGUCAACGCUCAGUCCAUCGUCAGCAUGCCGCACGCGGACAUCGUCAAGCUCAUCAAGGACGCCGGACUCAGCGUCACCCUGAGGAUCAUCCCACAGGACGAGGUCAGCAACCCCCCAUCAGCCUCCACCUCCGAGAAGCAGAGCCCCCUGACGCAGCAGAACAGCCCCAAGUCGCAGCAGCCCGGCAGCGGCGUGGCCUCGCAGCCCGGCCCGGGUGUCCAGAGUCCAGAGUCCACCACCAAAGCCCACCAGAGUCCUGGCACCCAGCUGCCCGUCCCCCCACCCCAGACCACCUACGCCCACGAGGGCAGUUACAGGUCGGAGGUCAAAGCCAGGCAAGACGUCAAACCCGACAUCUGCCAGCCGACCUUCACCGACUACCGACAGCCGCCGGUGGACUACCGGCACCCCCCGGUGGCCGACUACAGAGCUCCGCCCACGCUGGACUACCGGCACCCGCCGCUGUUAGACUACCGGACCCAGUUUGCCAUCCCGGACUACAGGAUGCCGCCAGUCCAACUGUCGCAGGACUUUGACUUCUUCACGGUAGAGCUGGAGAAAAGCGUGAAAGGCUUCGGGUUUAGCAUCCGAGGAGGUCGGGAGUACAAGAUGGACCUGUUUGUCCUCAGACUGGCCGAGGACGGGCCGGCCGUCCGCAACGGGAGGAUGAGGGUUGGAGACCAGAUCAUCGAGAUCAACGGCGAGACCACCAGAGACAUGACCCACGGCCGCGCCAUCGAGCUGAUCAAGUCCGGAGGCAGGCGGGUGCGUCUUCUUCUCAAGCGGGGAACGGGCCAGGUGCCGGAGUACGACAAUAACGCCUCAUGGGAUGCUCGCCCUGCAGCCUCUCCAAGCCUGUCGGAAGUAGCCCCGCCCCCUGACGGCCUUCCCACGACAUCGCCUACAUCCCACCCGGCCGCCUCCCCGGACCCGCCUCACUCGGACAAGGCCGAGGCGCUCCAGAGAGACGAUCCCGUCAAGAGAGCGGCCGCCGGGGGGGAAGGUGGCAGGUCCACCCUCAAGGGGCACAUGGUGCUGCCCCCUGCUGAAGGGGAGGAGCUUAAAAGCACCACGGGGAGGAAGCAUCCGCAUGCCAACGGGAGAAGCAAGGAAGACGUGGUGCCCGGACUGAAAGACAAGAUGGACUUGGCAGAAACCUGGUCCAGUAAGGGUGCCGGUGGAGCGGGGAGGAAGUCCACCUUCUCCCCUGGACCCUGGAAGAUCCCUGGAUCGGACAAGCUGCCCAGCACUCUGCGGGCGGGAGCGUCCACGCUCAGCAGAUAACCCGACUUCCCCGACAUCGAUCCACGUCUUAUUUAUGAGACUGUUUGCUAAAUUAUUUGACACCCUCCACCUUAAAAACUGGAAUCUCCCACCGACCGCAGCUGGACUCACAACCAAUCAGAUGUCAGCAGCUGAUUUUUAUAUUCAACAGUACAUAGAAAAAUACAUAGCGGGACACCGUGCGGUCUUUUUUAGUACUAUUGGACUUUGCCUUAAGGGGAGCAACAAUCAGAAGAAAUGUACGGAAGAUCUUCUUGAAUUCAUUGAUUAGCUAUCGGAUGGACGAUGUGGAGGGGGGUGGGGGCAGAGAGUGCCUUAGAGGGACACUUGGAGGGUGUUAAAAGGCUGCUAUGACGAUACUAAACUCCGUACUGUGAAAUGCAUUUUGGUUUCACUACACGUCCUUACGUGAUCCUUGUGCAAGGUUUUUUUUUCUAAAAACGCCAAACUAGGUUCUCUUUGGAAGCAUCGCUCUCGAACGUUUUCGUAAGUGUUCACCACGGUCGCCAUGGCGACGUGUCGGACCUUCAAGCACAACCAGGAAGUGUGAUCCGAGCACAUUUGUGUGUCAGCAGGACUUCUCAUUUUUCUUCUUCUUCAUUCUGUUGGCACCAAAAACCAAAACGUGCACAUCCGUGUGCGCAUAUGUACUGUAUGUGUGUGUGUGUGUUUACGCACAGCUCAGAAUCACUGUGUGGUGUAAAAAAAAAUGUAAAAACAACAGAACUCCAGUGUGGAAAGGACUUCUCACGUGGUCACUAAUUAUUGUAGGAACGUGAAGCGACUAUUUUUAUGAUGAAAUGCAGCACUAUAAAUAUAUUAACUUGUUUUUUCAGAAAUCUUGUUUACCUGUAUGAUAAUCUGACAAAUAAAACAUUGACACAACACGAAA
Dunckerocampus dactyliophorus (ringed pipefish) is the source of this 5591-nucleotide messenger RNA. It is a transcript of the gene magi2a, whose product is annotated as membrane associated guanylate kinase, WW and PDZ domain containing 2a. The transcript is spliced from 23 exons. Lineage: Eukaryota; Metazoa; Chordata; Actinopteri; Syngnathiformes; Syngnathidae. The record is from RefSeq and is a predicted model, not a curated record. The coding region runs from base 158 to 4699 and encodes 1513 amino acids. Gene Ontology annotation, biological process: signal transduction; receptor clustering. Gene Ontology annotation, molecular function: type II activin receptor binding; signaling receptor complex adaptor activity; SMAD binding. Gene Ontology annotation, cellular component: dendrite; cytoplasm.